CGGCUCGUCACCGCAGCCCUCGGCUUCCCAAUUUGACGGGAGGGCCCGGCGUAGACCCGCCUCUCCUCGGCUCGCUUGCAUUAUCCUCCAGCCCGCCUCCAGCGACGGCGCUUGGUUGUGAGCGGCCGGCGGCAGGCAGGGCUCGCAGUAACAAUACUGACAGCCGCGACGGGAAGAUGGAGCGAGGAGACCAGGAUUUCAACAUACUGCUGGCCACGGACUCCUACAAGGUUACGCAUUACAAGCAGUACCCACCCAAUACUAGUAAAGUCUACUCAUAUUUUGAGUGCCGGGAGAAGAAGACAGAACCCAGCAGGGACAGGAAAGUAAAGUAUGACAAAACAGUCUUCUAUGGUCUACAGUACAUCCUGCACAAGUACUUAAAAGGCAAGGUGGUCACUUCAGAAAAGAUUCAGGAGGCAAAGAAGGUGUACCUGGAACAUUUUCAAGAUGAUGUGUUCAAUGAGAGUGGUUGGAACUAUAUUCUGCAGGAGUAUGAUGGUCACCUCCCCAUCGAAGUCAAAGCUGUCCCAGAAGGCAGCGUGAUCCCACGUGGAAAUGUGCUCUUUACCGUUGAGAGCACUGACCCCAAGUGCUAUUGGCUCACCAACUGGGUGGAGACGAUUCUAGUUCAGAUCUGGUAUCCCAUUACUGUAGCCACCAACUCCAGGGAACAGAAGAAGAUCCUGGCCAAGUAUCUGAAGGAGACUUCUGGGAGCCUUGAUGGUCUCGAGUACAAGCUCCAUGACUUUGGUUAUCGGGGAGUCUCUUCACAGGAGACAGCUGGCAUUGGAGCCUCUGCACAUUUGGUGAACUUCAAAGGCACAGACACCGUGGCUGGUAUCGGGGUCAUUAAGAAAUGCUACGGCACCAAGGACCCUGUGCCCGGAUUCUCUGUGCCGGCAGCAGAGCACAGCACCAUUACCGCCUGGGGGAAGGACCAUGAGAAAGACGCCUUUAAGCACAUCGUGACACAGUUCCCCUCCGUCCCGGUGUCUGUUGUCAGUGAUAGCUAUGAUAUUUACAAUGCCUGCGAGAAAAUUUGGGGUGAAGACCUGAGGGACCUCAUCGAGUCUCGGAGUGCUAAGGCGCCUCUGUUGGUGCGACCAGACUCUGGAAACCCUCUGGACACCGUACUGAAGGUCUUGGAUAUAUUAGGCAAGAAGUUUCUUCCUGUUGAGAACAGCUUGGGUUUCAAGGUUUUGCCCCCCUACAUCCGAGUGAUCCAGGGCGACGGUGUAGAUAUCAACACAUUGCAGGAGAUUGUUGAGGGAAUGAAGACGAACCGGUGGAGCAUUGAGAACAUCUCCUUUGGGUCUGGUGGUGCCUUGCUGCAGAAACUGACUCGAGACCUCCUGAACUGCUCCUUUAAGUGCAGCUACGUCGUCACCAAUGGUCUUGGGGUAAAUGUGUUCAAGGACCCUGUAGCGGACCCCAACAAGCGCUCCAAGAAGGGACGGCUGUCCUUGCACAAGUCGCAGAGUGGGGAGUACCUCACCCUGGAGGAGGGCCGAGGGGAGCUGGAGGAGUAUGGAGUGGACCUGCUGCACACAGUAUUUCACAAUGGGAAGAUCGUGAAGACCUACACGUUUGAUGAGGUCAGAGAGAACGCCAAGCUCAAGGACUGCGAGGUACAACAGCUGCUGAACUGACCGAGCUACAGCCUGCCCAGGCAGCACUGCAUGUGCUCUCUGUGCUAGGGGGGUCCUGGGUCCUGUUUGAGGCCACCACCACUGUUUAAGACCACCACCCGCCGCCCUGCACCUCUGGCGUGGAGAGAAAGCCAAACACCUGCCUGAGCUCAGAGAGAGAGAGAGAGAGAGAGAGAGAGAGAGAGUGCGCUCACAGAGAGCUUGUAGGAACAAACCCCACAGAAUGCGUCUGUAUGCCGUCUACAGAACUGUAUGCUACAAAUUACGGAACUUUAAGCUUUGUUGUAUAUUUAAUGGUGGGACGAUAAAGUUAAGAGACUAAUACAGUUUGAGGACUUAUUACUGUACAUAAACUAUUGAGUAGACCACUAUUCUGAAGUAAACAUGCACAUUAAUGAAAGUGUCUGAACUUUAAUCAGCUAUAGAACCUUAAGGUAAAUGUUAAAUGUUGAUGAAUGUGGAUGUGUUUUGCAAACUGUUAAUUACCUGUUGUUUGGGAUUAUAUUCCUUUAUGCAAUUUAUGUUUUUAAAUGGGAAAGGCACUUUUGUUUUUUUCCCUGUUCACCUUUUAUUCAGAGAACUGGAUCUUUUCUCGCAUCACAAAUGCCAAAUGAAGGUGAUCUAUUGCCUGUUCUGUAGACUGAGUCCUGUAGCAGUCAGACUUUGUUCUGAAGUUAAGAAAUCCACAAUGUCCAUGGAAACGGAGUAAUUGUUUUUUUGUCAAAUUUAAAAUGUUUAUUGCAUUACUGUCAUCUGGAAAUGAAACACUGACAGUUUGUCAGGGGUCAUUAAGAAAUGCAAUGAGAUAUGGAUCAAACGAUUUUACUAGAACCUGACUUUACAAUUUUGAUACUUUCAAAUUUAAUUUUAAUUUGAUUUUUUUGACAGGAUAAUGUUGUUGAAAAGUUAUCACACUGAAUAUUUCUAUUUAGGGAAAUGUGGCCAAACUGCCUUCUCUGAAUUUUUUUGUGUGUUUAUGUGUCUGCAGAUGUGUGUAUUUUUGUAUGUAUGUAUAGCUUAAGUAACUGUUCUGCCUGGUUGGGAAGAUGUAUCUUUUUCUGUCUGAAGCCCAUUUUUAUAAAAAUCACUAUAUCAUUGGUUUUAGCUCAUUUGUGUACAAUAUUUGAAUGCUGAAGGUGAUAUGUAUGUGUGUGUAGAAGUCUGUUAUUUUUCUAUUUUUUCCUUUCAUCACCUUUGGAAAUUUUGGAUAAUGUUAUUGUGGAGAUAUUGACAUAAUACUGAAAUGACCACCCUGUCUGUUUGCCGAAAUAUUUUCCUCAUUGUAAAGUAAAAAGAGGACUGCAUUUCCUUUUCUAUCUACUGAAAAAAUAGAAGAAAAAAAUCGACGAAAGCACUAGCAUUUAAUUUGAUGGCACCUGUAUCUAUUUUCAAGAGGGAUCCGUGUGCUUGAAACGUGUGGGUGAAAUUUGAAAUAAAGCAAUAACGAAUAGAGCA
This is a messenger RNA of Paramormyrops kingsleyae, 3107 nucleotides long. RefSeq names its product nicotinamide phosphoribosyltransferase-like. The record is from RefSeq and is a predicted model, not a curated record. Gene Ontology annotation, molecular function: nicotinamide phosphoribosyltransferase activity. NCBI's taxonomy places the organism in Eukaryota, Metazoa, Chordata, Actinopteri, Osteoglossiformes, Mormyridae. Gene Ontology annotation, biological process: NAD+ biosynthetic process.